Molecule: messenger RNA, 866 nt
Organism: Pistacia vera
Lineage: Eukaryota; Viridiplantae; Streptophyta; Magnoliopsida; Sapindales; Anacardiaceae
Product: tropinone reductase homolog
Exons: 5
Coding region: 57-866 (269 amino acids)
Molecular function (GO): oxidoreductase activity
Source: RefSeq, a predicted model, not a curated record
CUUAUAUACGUAAAUUUGAGAAGAAAUUUGCAGUAACAAUUGAAAGAAAAAAGAAAAUGUCGGAAGUCAGAAAACAAAGAUGGUCUCUUGAGGGCAUGACCGCCCUUGUCACUGGCGGAACCAGAGGCAUCGGAUAUGCUAUAGUAGAAGAACUAGCAGGAUUUGGAGCAAUAGUACACACAUGUUCACGUAAUCAAACAGAGCUCGAUGCCAGAAUUCAGGAAUGGAAGAGUAAGGGGCUAAGAGUAAGCGGCUCAGUUUGUGACAUGAAAAUUAGAGCUGAGCGGGAGAAGCUGAUGGAAACUGUCUCUUUGAUGUUUGAUGGCAAGCUCAAUAUCCUUGUGAACAACGCUGGAAUAGGAUUGUUUAAGGAAAUCAUAGAAUACACUGCCGAGGAUUUCUCGACUUUAAUGACAACCAAUUUCGAGUCUGCUUACCAUCUGUCUCAACUUGCGCACCCCCUCUUAAAAGCAUCGGAAAAUGGAAGCAUUGUAUUGAUCUCCUCUGUCGGAGGCGUAAUUGGUGUUCCCCUAUGUUCCAUCUAUGCAGCAACUAAAGGAGCAAUGAAUCAAGUUGCAAAGAACUUCGCAUGCGAGUGGGCAAAGGACAAUAUUCGUGUGAAUUCGGUGGCACCAGCGUACAUAAAUCUUAUGAUGCUUGUAUUAAUUGGUAAUUUUGUCUUUAACCAGGAAGAUUAUAGAGCCAAGGAAGUUGUAAAUCGAAUAAUAUCUCGUACUCCCAUCUCGCGUGCUGGAAAGCCUGAAGAGGUUUCAGCAGUGGUUGCAUUCCUAUGCUUACCAGCGGCUUCAUAUAUCACCGGCCAAGUUUAUUGCGUUGAUGGAGGAUACACUGUGAAUGGGUUCUAG